Messenger RNA from Salvia splendens (bonfire salvia), 1481 nucleotides. Its product is annotated as probable leucine-rich repeat receptor-like protein kinase At1g35710. The record is from RefSeq and is a predicted model, not a curated record. The transcript has 4 exons. Bases 118 to 984 code for a protein of 288 amino acids. Gene Ontology annotation, molecular function: protein binding. NCBI's taxonomy places the organism in Eukaryota, Viridiplantae, Streptophyta, Magnoliopsida, Lamiales, Lamiaceae.
UGCUUUCACGCUUCCAAUGGUGCUAUUCCACAUGAGAUUGGACAGCUUACCAAUUUACUAACUUUGUCCAUUGAUUCGAACAAGUUGGCGGGCUCUUUACCGUCGACCCUUUUUAACAUGUCUUCUGUGAAGUAUAUUUCAUUGAGUCAUAACACACUAAGUGGGACAUUGCCAAGAGAAAUUGGUAACAUGAAAGAGCUCCAAGAAUUAUACCUCAUCAACAAUACUUUAACCGGUGUGAUUCCAGAAGAGAUUGGUGGACUAGAUAAAUUAGUUGCAUUAUACAUGAAUCGCAACAAGCUCAUCGGCCCUUUGCCUCGAGUCUUCAAGUUGAAAUCACUUACAGCAUUAUCUCUCAACAAGAAUGCUUUGACUGGUAUGAUUCCGGGGGAGUUGUUCACUGCCAAUAUUAAGAGUAUUGAUCUCUCCGAUAACCAUUUCCAAGGUUCCAUACCGCCAGCUAUUGGAAGAUCCCUCAACUUAACUUAUCUCAACGUGGCGAAUAACAAUCUCUCCGGUUCUAUACCUUCCACCAUUUGCAAAUUGAGAUUCCUUGAAUUCCUUGAUCUAUCCAACAACCACCUGCAGGGGCCACUUCCCAAGUGUUUAGGAGAGCUGAGUAAAUCCUUGCAAGUUCUGCAUUUGAAGUGCUUGAAUUUGUCUCGUAACAAUCUCAAUGGGAAGAUACCAUCAUCUAUUGGAAAUGCGAAAGGAUUGGAAUCAUUAGACUUGUCUUCAAACCGAUUGAAUGGAGAGAUUCCUCAGCAGUUGACAAUGUUGAUUUUUCUUUCUAAGUUAAAUCUAUCGGUGAACGAUCUUGUUGGAGAGAUUCCUCAAUCCGGCUGGUUUGGGAAAUUUGAUAAUACCUCAUUUAUUGGGAACCUGGGAUUAUGCGGAUUUCCACUGACUAAAAAAUGCAAGCAAGUUAUCAGGUCGCCUCCUCCAGAACGUGAGGAUUCUAAUUUUGUGGAUGAAUUUGGUUAGUGACUGGUGGUUUUGGGUUAUGGAUGUGCUUUCCAGAUGGAAGUUUUGAUAAGUUGUUUUCUCUACAAAAACGACAACUUCCAGGGCAUUAGCAUCCGGGACAAGAUUUGGGUUCGGACCACAAAUCAUGUGUUGUGGUCCCGGCCUGACAGCGUAGCAGGAGUACGGGCAGGCAUACGGCCGCCAACGCGGUGUGAGGCUGCUGUCCGAGCUUGGCAGCGUUGCAGGAGUAGGGGUGUGGCGCAAGCCGGGGCAGGCCAAGGGCCACCAACGCGGUGUGAGGCCGCUGUCUCUGCCUGGCAGCAUUGUAGGAGUAGGGGGGGUGUGGAACAAGCCAAGGCAGGCCUAGGGCCGCCAACACAGUGUGAAGGCCGCGUCUAAAACGUUGUCUGGUCCCAAAUGCGGCAUGUAAUUUUUGGAUUGUAAAUUAUAUUUUAAAUUAAUUUUUGGAUUGUAAAUUAUUUUUAAUCCAAAAAUUUAUAAAUUUCAAUUAUGUA